AUGGCUGCUGUCGUCGACAGAAACGCGCGUCCCGCCCCCCAGGUUGCCGGUGGUGGUGGAAAGCCCCCCGGUGACCGUGGCGGUGGAGGCCGGAGGAACCCCCCUCCAGACAAACCAGCCCCUCCUAAGAAGAGGAAGAGGGCCGCGAAGCACUGUGGUCGCUGCGGGCAAACCGACCACACGGAGGAAGAGCACCACAUGCGGACGCUGGCGGACGCAGUAGAUGUUCUGACUCAUCAGGCUCGGAAACGCCAGCGCCAGGAACAGAGCGCCCCCUCAAGUCCGUCUCACAACCGGGUUGUUCCCGCAGCCCAGGAGCGUGGCGACGGACAGCGGCGUCGUCGACGGGGAAAACGUGCGGCGCCCCAUGUCCGCCGGCAACGUGCACGGGAGGCCCUCCAGCAACAGCUGGGAGGCCUGCAGGCGCAGCACCUGCUGCCGCCGCGCCCCGUCCAACAACAACAGCAGGGGGACGUCCAGCAACAGCUGUAA
Messenger RNA from Aspergillus terreus NIH2624, 492 nucleotides. RefSeq lists its product as uncharacterized. The record is from RefSeq and is a predicted model, not a curated record. The transcript has 2 exons. NCBI's taxonomy places the organism in Eukaryota, Fungi, Ascomycota, Eurotiomycetes, Eurotiales, Aspergillaceae. The coding region runs from base 1 to 492 and encodes 163 amino acids.